AUGGCCACUCCCAAGCGGUUUCCAACACUUGUGCAACUGCACCAGCGAGAAGGGACGCUAUUCGAGGUGCUCGGUACCCCCACCAAAAUACCCUCCUGGUUCCACUAUGAGUUCCUGAAGAGUCCGAAGGCAGUUCACCUUGAGGCUUGGUUGGUGGAAGCAAUCUUCGGCCCGGGCGGAGAGCACAUUCUGGACAUCGAGUGUGUGUCCCACAUCCUUCUUCACGUGAAUCGCUGGGACCCGGAAGGAGAGGCUGAGAUCUUGAUAUUUGGGCGGCCUUAUUACCAGAAGGACACAGCCAAAUUAAUCAUGAACUUGGCUGACUAUCACCGCCAGCUCCGGGCGCAAGGUACUGACCGCUCAGAGGAGGUCCCUACUGAGGAAACCAAGACUCAGCAGUUUCCGAAGGCUGUCCGGGAGGUCGGGACCCAGCGGUCUCCUGAAGCUAACGGGGAGGCUGGGAUCCAGCGGUCUCCGGUCCAAGUCCGGGAGGCUGCGACCCAGUGGCCUCCGGUCGAGGUCCGGGAGGUCGGGACCCAGCAGUCUCUGGAGGCUGUGGGCGAGGCCGGGACUCAGAGGUCUUCCGAGGCUGCCUGGGACCCAGUUACCAGGUUAUAA
Messenger RNA from Propithecus coquereli (Coquerel's sifaka), 618 nucleotides. It is a transcript of the gene KHDC3L, whose product is annotated as KH domain containing 3-like, subcortical maternal complex member. The record is from RefSeq and is a predicted model, not a curated record. The transcript is spliced from 3 exons. Gene Ontology annotation, molecular function: RNA binding. Lineage: Eukaryota; Metazoa; Chordata; Mammalia; Primates; Indriidae. Gene Ontology annotation, cellular component: apical cortex; protein-containing complex. The coding region runs from base 1 to 618 and encodes 205 amino acids.